UCUGCAAAAAAUAACGAAUUUCCAAGCUUAAAAUUCUGUUUGUGAGCUGCUAACAGCAGGUGGAAGCUAAAGAUUACAGUGUUGAGUAAACCCAUUGUACAAUCUGCAGGCUAAAUAAAAUCAUUUAAAAUUCUGGGUUAAUUUUGAACAAGUUGAGCAGCAAAAACUGGCACCUCUUCAUUUCCCAGAAACAAUGAUAAAGCAAUUUAAAACUGGUGAGAAAAUAUAAACCUAAAGAAUUGUUACAGUAUCUGUGAAAGUCCAUCUCAUUUCACAACAAGCCUUUCAGACUCUACAUACAGUGGUCAUUUAAUUCAUUGUUAAUGUAAAAAUACACUUGUGCAGCCUUAAAUGAUGAGAUUAGUUAUACACAAAGUAACAAAACCAAUUUUUAUAUCUUUCACAGAUUCGUUCAUCACUUGUAAUAGUAGUUCGGCUACAGUGUCUGUGUCACGCUGCCAACUGUUUGAAGACGGCUUCCCCCCUAGCACCCUCCAUCUCCAAGAUGACACCUGUAAAGGGACUGUCCAGGACGGACGAGUGUUGUUUCAGUUUGACAAUGACGACCGGCUGUGUGGGACAAUUCUCAGGAGCAACGGAACUCAUUUCAUCUAUGAGAACAGCAUUCAGGACAGUGUGGGCCCUUCUGAAGGUCAAAUCAGUCGCCAGAGGAACUUCCGUCUGCGUUUCUGCUGUGAAUAUCCUCUGUCUCAGGCUCUGUCUAUGGAUGUGGGCAUCAACCCUGUAGAGAGGUGACACUACCUUUUAUAGUGAAUAUCUGCCUGUAGUGAUAUAUCACAGUGUAUAUGCUGGUGGGCUUUCCAUAUUUACUUCCAAUAUCAGUAUAGUAAACAGUGCUACUUCAGACCUUAAUCGAGUACAUUUUUGUAUGGCAGUGAUGCUGUUUGAUGACAGUGGUAAUUCUAACAACAUCAUUAUGAAACACAAGACCCUAAUAUUUGAUAUAAAUAGUAUCCAGAGGUUUCAUGUGUGGGCCCUUGACUCUUGCAUACUUUAGAUGUAGUGAAAUGUUUUGGCCAUUCAGAGCCAUUUUUAAAAUACUAACAGGGUCUGGUAUUUUGUAAUGAGGAAAUGUCAACCAGGACA
Messenger RNA from Monopterus albus (swamp eel), 1107 nucleotides. Its product is annotated as alpha-tectorin-like. NCBI's taxonomy places the organism in Eukaryota, Metazoa, Chordata, Actinopteri, Synbranchiformes, Synbranchidae. Bases 352 to 756 code for a protein of 134 amino acids. The record is from RefSeq and is a predicted model, not a curated record. The transcript has 2 exons.